Messenger RNA from Aureobasidium musti, 657 nucleotides. NCBI's taxonomy places the organism in Eukaryota, Fungi, Ascomycota, Dothideomycetes, Dothideales, Saccotheciaceae. The record is from the annotation of a GenBank genome assembly.
AUGCGUUUGCUUCCAACCUUUGUCCGCAGUUUCUACGCUUUCUCCAACGCCACCUUUCGAGUAGCACCUCCACCUCUUAGACCAGCUCUUGGACCUACCGCAAAACUGGGUCUUCCUAGCAUUCCUUUCCUCGGAGCUUUCUUUGGAACUUCUUCGUCUUCGAACAAUAUGACCUACCCAUUGCAGAAGGGCAAGNNGGAGGAGUGGCAGGCUCAGCUUAGUCCUGGUACGUUGGUUACGGAUCAAAGGCGACGAUACGACAUCUUGCUAACCAGUCACCAACANGAGCAGUUCCGCAUUCUCCGCGAAAAGGGCACCGAGUCUCCCUACAGCAGUGAUUUUGACAAGCACAUGCCUUCCGAGGGUGUGUACACCUGCGCCGGCUGUGAAGCUCCUCUUUACAAGGCCAAUCACAAGUUCAAGUCUGGCUGUGGCUGGCCUGCCUUCUUCGAUGCCGUGCCUGGUGCUGUGACCAGACACACCGACAGCACCUUUGGCAUGCAGCGUACUGAGAUUGUCUGCUCCAACUGUGGUGGUCACCUUGGUCACGUCUUCAAGGGAGAGGGAUACCCUACUCCUACUGACGAGCGUCAUUGUGUGAACGGAGUCUCGCUCUCCUUCAACAAGAACGACCCAGUCAAAGACUCAAAGGCCUGA